Messenger RNA from Drosophila biarmipes, 928 nucleotides. RefSeq names its product ribosome biogenesis protein SLX9 homolog. The coding region runs from base 62 to 601 and encodes 179 amino acids. NCBI's taxonomy places the organism in Eukaryota, Metazoa, Arthropoda, Insecta, Diptera, Drosophilidae. The record is from RefSeq and is a predicted model, not a curated record. The transcript has a single exon. Gene Ontology annotation, cellular component: 90S preribosome; nucleolus; preribosome, small subunit precursor. Gene Ontology annotation, biological process: maturation of SSU-rRNA from tricistronic rRNA transcript (SSU-rRNA, 5.8S rRNA, LSU-rRNA).
UCUGGAGCCCAGCACGCUGCACGUUUGUUUUGAUUUUGUCGGCGCAGAAAAACCCCUUGAAAUGGCCAAAACCAAGCGAAAUGUGAGGGCCAAGGCGAAGAGCGUGGUGGGGGCGGCCAAGCAGAAGGCGCAGGACAUGCAGGCGAAGCUGCGCCAGGAUCGGCUGCUCCACAAGACCCUCACGCCCAAAAAGACGACCACCAAAAAGGAAAAAUCCGAGGCCAAACACAAGAAGCUGCUCAAACGCUUCGCGGAGACGCGCAAGGAACGCAAGGAGGAGCAGGCACGGAAGAAUCGUGAGAAGACAAAGGUCAUUGGGGAUCUAAAGCCACUGCGGGAUGCACUGCCCUCGCUGCAGGACAUCUACUCACUGGUGAAAACGCGCUCAAAGGAUGCCGCCGAAAAGGCAGUGCUCACAGAACCAGAGGCGCCUCUGAGCGCCAACGAGAAAAUCCGGAAGAAGCGCACGGACAUGGUCAACCGGGUGAAGUCCUUCGAGAAGCUGAUUAAGGACAAGAACUUCAAGAAGAACCCCCGCGAAGUGGUUGCCUCGCACUUACGAAACAAGUACCAGGCGAUGGAAGAGGAUGACGAUGAAUAGAAGGACCAUUUCGUUUAGGCAUACUCGAAAGCCCUAUUUUAAAAAUCUUUUUUUAAGUAACUCUCUUAAAAUAUGAUACUAUUGUAUAUUGAACAAUAUGACCAUAAAAAAAAGUAAGAAAGUCCUUGAAUUCUCCACCUAUUAAGUGCCUCAAAAUAUCAAAAUAUAAAUAAAUAUUAUGUCCUUAACUUUAAGAAACAUCGGUAAUGUAUAUACAUGAUAUCAUAAGAAAUAUUACGGAAAUUAACCCUUUUAUUUCUCACCAAUUCAAAAAUAUGUUGAUAGAAAAUGGUAUAAAACAAAAUCUAAUCCCUGACCGCAAGAAAA